CUAGAAGUGACAAAUUUAUUUGCGGAAAAUGGCUUCUCGAUUUCUACCAAAACUACGCAGUUCACGACCUAGAGGGUUCUUCCGUGAAUUCAAUUACACUUUAUUCACGAUCGCCACAUGGAUCCCAGCCGUGAUAUUUUUCAACGGACAUGUUGGGGAGGUAACAUGGAUCAACGGCUCUUCGAUGUAUCCAUUUCUCAAUAGCAGCUAUGAUGAAAGUCUGGAGAAAGAUGUGUGUUGGACGAAUAAAUGGAGUCCAAUCACUGGUUUAAGGAGAGGGAUGAUUGUUUCCUUCCGAAGCCCAUCCAAUCCCGAAACUGUCUCGAUCAAGCGUAUCAUUGCUGUUGAGGGUGAUCUGGUCUUCACUCGAGCACCAUAUCCUCUACCAACAGUCCGAAUUCCCGUCAAUCACGUCUGGGUCGAAGGAGACAACAAAGAUACUAACAAGACCUUGGACAGCAACACUUACGGACCGAUACCAGUGAGCCUUAUUCAAGGGAAGGUAACCCAUGUAUUAUGGCCUUGGAAAAGCUUUGGGCCUAUCAGAUGGCAAGAAUUCAGGAGCAGGGCAAGAGUUAUCAAGGGUAGGCCCGAGAACGCACCAGGUUGGGAUUGAGAAGGAUGUGAAAUUCUUUCUUGCAUAUCAAUACGGAGGAAUAUCCAAGCUUGUCGUUGAAGACAUUCGAAGAGGAAUAUACUGGUGGUCUGAGAUGAAAGGAGGAGUUGUGGUCUUACCAUAGCUCCUAACGACGCCACGACAGUGCUAGAGCACCACAUUAGGAUACAUACUAUGAGACUUGAUCAUACCGCUAAGCACUCUGAAAAGGCUUCAAUGAGUUAGCAUACACGCACAAGAUGGAUCACCAAACGUUACCUCACGUGACGUAUAGAUAUACCUG
This is a messenger RNA of Mollisia scopiformis, 899 nucleotides long. RefSeq names its product LexA/Signal peptidase. The transcript has 2 exons. The record is from RefSeq and is a predicted model, not a curated record. Gene Ontology annotation, biological process: mitochondrial respiratory chain complex assembly. The coding region runs from base 29 to 616 and encodes 195 amino acids. Lineage: Eukaryota; Fungi; Ascomycota; Leotiomycetes; Helotiales; Mollisiaceae. Gene Ontology annotation, cellular component: mitochondrial inner membrane peptidase complex; membrane. Gene Ontology annotation, molecular function: serine-type endopeptidase activity.